CACUUGUGAACUCAUGUUUGUGUGGAGCAGUUCACACAAGACCAGUCCAUGGUAACGCUUCGUGCCAUUCUGCGCCGCGCUGCUUGCCGUGGCCGAUAUCCCGGCACUCCUUUGCGCUGGCACACCCACUGCCCGGAGGUGCGGCUGCGGCCCGGUACGUCGCCCGAGGGCGCACGUCAUGCCUCGAGGCUCGCAGCACAACGCAGCGGCGUUGGUUUUGAAGACUUUGGGCUCCAUCCGCACACGCUGCGGGGCUUGCGGGAGGCCUUUCGCUUCCAGGAGGCGACGAAGGUCCAGGCGCAGGUGCUGCCGCAGCUUCUUGCGCCUGAAGCUCGAGGGAGCGACUUUGUGAUCCAUGCGAGGACAGGCACUGGCAAGACGCUCAGCUAUUUGAUCCCUGCCAUCGAGCAGGUGGUCAAGAAUCCUCCACCCGGGAUUGGGGUCUUAAUUGUGGCUCCAUCUCGAGAGCUGGUCCUCCAGAUCACCAAAGAUGCGGAGACACUUUGCUCCUACCACGCUCUUCAGAUUGUGCCACUCAUCGGGGGCAUCCGCAGAGACAAGGACGAGACAGCCAUCCGACGCCGGCGGCCAGCUGUGCUGGUGGGGACCUUGGCCAAGCUGAUCGAGCACUUCGAAGCCACGAAGCGUUUCGAGACUCUGUUUGAUGCCCUGGGGAUCUUGGUGCUGGAUGAGUGUGAUCGCUUACUUGCAGAAGAGUCAGCAGAAUCGCUUCAAACCUUCCUCCGAUUCUUGCCGGACCGCCCGGCCGGUCCCGCCCAGCGGCAGACGCUGCUGUUGAGCGCCACCGUGCCAGAGGAGGUGCGGGACCUUUGCUCCGCCUUAUGCCGACCCAACUGCCAAUGGUUGGACCUGGUGCAAGGCCUUCCAACUCAAGAGGCGGUGCUGCAAGAAGUGGCCUUUGCCCCUCCCUUGUUAAUGUGCACUGCCUUGAGGAAUGCAUUGGAACUGGAGAUUCGACAGAGGCCGAUCUCGCACAAGGUCAUGGUCUUCUUCCCGGCAGCGCGGGUAGCGGCUUUCGCUGCGGCCUUGUUCGAGGAGCAGCUGAACAUGAGGAUCUAUCAAAUCCAUUCUCGCUGCACUCCUAGUGCUCGGAUGCUAGCUCAAGAGGAGUUUUGCAAGACCUCGGCUGGAGUGCUGUUCACCUCGCAGUCGUCGGAGCGAGGCAUGGACUACCCCGAUGUGACCUUGGUCUUGCAGGUGAUGGCACCAAUGAGCCGGCAACAGUACAUCCAUCGGGUGGGCCGAACCGCCCGUGCGGGCAAAGAGGGAGAGGCCUUACUGCUGUUGCUGGACCACGAAGAGCCGUUCAUGUCGGAGAUCCAGGACCUUCCCAUCACCAGGUCGCGCGCCGCCGCGCAGCUGCUGAAUGACGAGGGCUCGCGUUUGGCGGCGCACGUGUCAUCGGCCCGGUGGGCCAAAGAGAGCAGCCUCACAACGUUGGCUGGGGCGGCCUUUGCCUCCUUAUUGCAACACUUGCAGCUCGAUAUCAGAACCCACUCGAGCAUGCUUGAAGUGGAGCGUUCAGGGCUUCAACCAACGGCUAAACAGAUGUUUGGAACGCAGUGGGGCGCCUAGCCAAAGCUUUUGAGUCUGAAUUCUGCAAGAUGCCUUGGAAGUGAGGCAAGAAAGGCAUAGAAUCAUAGACAGGCAAGACUUUGAGGCUGAUAACCGCGG
This is a messenger RNA of Durusdinium trenchii, 1695 nucleotides long. NCBI's taxonomy places the organism in Eukaryota, Dinophyceae, Suessiales, Symbiodiniaceae. The record is from the annotation of a GenBank genome assembly.